Mollisia scopiformis is the source of this 1504-nucleotide messenger RNA. RefSeq lists its product as uncharacterized. The record is from RefSeq and is a predicted model, not a curated record. Lineage: Eukaryota; Fungi; Ascomycota; Leotiomycetes; Helotiales; Mollisiaceae. Bases 117 to 1427 code for a protein of 436 amino acids. The transcript is spliced from 8 exons.
GUCGGUUGAAAACAUGAUCAUUUCGCAGUAAAGUGUUGCUGAGGAUUAAGAAUCAUAUUUAUCUCGAAAACAUCGCUUUUUGUUUCACUUCUUCCAGUCUAGAACUCAUUGGAACCAUGACUGCAGAGGAUGUUUCCACAGAUAUGCGCGAGGCUAUCCAGUAUGGCCUCGACAACGGUCGAUUUGCUCAAAAUUCCGAGAUCACUCUACUCGAGUCGUUUGGAACUCAAAGUGAAUGGAAAGAAACCGUCCUGCAGAGUCAUUCCCUCAAAGCUAAGCUGCAGGAGAUCAUACACACAUCCACUGCUGCUGUCACGAUCCGAACCUUCCUGAUUCCAUGGAGCGUCCCCAAUGGGCAUGAGACAUCUAUUGGCAUUACUGCUACAGACAUGGAGCUAUUGUGCAACACCAUGAAAAUCAGACCAGUAUUUGUUCGAGGAUUGGUAGAGACGCAACAUUGGAUCAGACUUGGGAAUGGGUUGUUUGUCACUAAGGAUGAGAAUGGAAAAUGUUUGAGCAUAGAUAUAUUUUACAGAUACUUUAAUGGGAGGUGGCUUGGCCGUUCGUUCCUGUAUUCGAAAUAUGAGAUCCAGAGAAACACGAUCACGAACAUUUGGGUCAAUGCAAAACCACGUGCAACGCACAUCUUAAACCCUUUGAUCCAAAACCUUGGGCUCCCAGCUGCUUGCAGGUACUUCAGAAUACACGAACUCGUCUUGCCGCACUGCUUAGAAGGCUUGAGCAGCGAAGGAGGUCAUUUAAGAAAUGGGGUCCUGCAGGAGGAGAAUGGUCCUCAUAAUCUGCAACCGAAAGCAAAAUCCGAAAGCUUACAUAGGCUAUCUUCUGCACUCUACUCGCUAAAGGAAUACUUGUGUGAUCUUGAAGAGUUGAUUGGCUUUCUAAUCAAGGCUAGCCGCAGAAUUGCAACAGUGAUUAAUAAUGACAAGGCAAGUGAACAGCUUCGAAACACAGAUAAGCUAGAGCAGAUUUUGUCAACGACGACGAAAGCAGGGAGGUGGGUUGGAAGUUUUCGGGAUAGGAUCAACAUCCGCAUCAACCUGGCAUUCCAUCUGUCUACUCAAGCAGAUAACGAUAUCAACCUUCAAAUCUCGAGUGCAACCAAAGCCAUCGCACACGAAGCUCAACGGGAUAGCUCGUCGAUGAUCACUAUAGCCGCAGUGACCAUGUUCUUCUUGCCUGGGACGUUCGUAUCAGCCAUCUUCAGCAUGACAUUCUUCAACUUUCAGCAAGAUGGCAUGGGGAAUCAACAAUUUCAAGUGUCUGAGAAGUGGUGGUACUACUUGGCGGUAACCAUCCCACUCACUGUAGCAGUGUUUGCAAUAUGGACAAUAUGGCAGAAAUGGAAAUUCAGGAAUGUCUUAAAGGAUGAUGAGAAGACAGCGUUCGAAAUCAAGAAUAAGUUCUGAGAAAAGGAGAAGUGAUACGGGCAUGUCUUUGGCGCUGCUACCGGUCAAGAGCGAGGGUCUAGUAUAAUUCCAGGGAC